GCCCCUUUCCCCUGAGCGCGGAGCCUCCGCCUCCUCCUGCCUCGCCUCCCUCGCCUCUCGCCCUCGAGUCGCGGCUAUUAUGGGCAAGAAGCACAAGAAGCACAAGGCGGAGAAGGCCGAGUGGAGGUCCGCGCCCGCCCCGGCCGUCGUCGCCGCCACCGGAGGGGGAGGGAGCGGCGGCGCCGCCUAUGACGGUGGGUGGGAGAAGGGAGGGCGGUGGAUUGAUUUAUGUGUUUAUUCAUUGCCUUUCCCCCCCCUCCCUCCCUCCCCAGUUCCUCAGUCCCCACAACAACCCUGUCAGGGAGGCCAGAAGCCGCCACAGAAGCUGCCUGCAGGGAAGCCGUCCAUUUCCUUCUCCCCCCCCCCCAAUUAUUUAUGCAUUUGUUGCAUUUUUAGCCCAAGUCCCGUCCCCGUCCCCCCCGCUGCAGGGCUGGGGCAGCGUGUCGGGUUUUCCAUUGGGGGGAGGGGCUGUUGCUGUUGGUUUUUUGGCAUCUUUAUUUUACAUUUUGUUGUGUUUUAUGCGGAAAUCGCUCAAUUUGGUUUCGCGUAUUUUAAUGUUUAAUUUAUUGUUUAUGCCUACUUUUGUUAUGCCAUAUUUAUGUUAUUUUUAUCUGAACUCCGUAAAGGUGGCAUACAAAUAAAUGACGGGGUGAGCUCCCGUUGCUCGGUCCCUGCUCCUGCCCACCUAGCAGUUUGAAAGCUCGCCAGUGCAAGUAGAUAAAUAGGUACCGCUCCAGGUGGGAAGGUAAACGGCGUUUCCGUGCGCGGCUCAGGUUCUCCAGAAGCGGCUUAGUCAUGCUGGCCACAUGACCCAGAAAAACUGUCUGCGGACAAACGCCGGCUCUCUCAGUUUGUAAAGCGAGAUGAGCGCACAACCCCAGAAUCGUCUUCAGCUGGACUUAACUGUCAGGGGUCCAUUACCUUUUAUCUUUUUAUGUAUGUAACACAAAACCAUAUAUGCUAUAAUAAAUGAAUAAACUUUAUCUUGCUUUUAGCCACUUUGGGUGGCUAAAAUACUGCUGUUUUUCUCUCACACGCUUGUUGAGGGGGGUAGGUGCCACCUUCUUCCUGACAGAGGAUAUCGGUGCACAUUUGCUUCAGACCUGCUUUUAGCAUCAUAAUCUGCUCUUACACCUUCCUAUGAAUAAGGCUUAUGUGAUCAGCAUUCCUGCUGAAUGUUUGCUGCACUAGUUUGAUACUGUUUAUUUAUUUAUUGCUUUUCACUUAUUUACUGUUGUUGUCACCCUCUUAGAUUAUGUGGAUAAGCCCUUGGAGAAGCCAUUGAAGUUGGUGUUGAAAGUUGGUGGAAGUGAAGUGACUGAACUUUCAGGAUCAGGCCACGAUUCCAGUUAUUAUGAUGAUAGAUCAGACCAUGAGAGAGAGCGACAUAAGGAGAAGAAAAAGAAGAAGAAGAAGAAAUCUGACAAAGAGAAAGAAAAGCAUCUUGAUGAUGAGGAGAGACGGAAGAGAAAGGUAAUGAGUCAUUGACUUAUUUUCAGAGAUACUGGUCAGAGCUUUAAAACGUUACCUUAUGAAAACUGUAAGUAUCAGUUUGAACAAAUGCAUUUUUUUGUGGCAACUCCAGAGCUUUUAAAGCUAUUCCUUACAACUGUUGAGAAGCAGUGGCAGAGGAUGAGAAUUUUUAAGAGUCCAGAAUACAGAGUAAACUCCAUUGUAACGCCUAAUUACUUUUAUAAUUUAAAUACUCCAUGGCAUCGCUGAGUUUUUAUGCAAGCUCAUCGAAAUGCAUUCGCCUCAUCUGUUUUGUUCAGAAGGUUUCAAAAUCCCCUUCCAGAACAAAUUCUGCUCCUGCAAUAAGAAACCACCAGAUACAGUACAUCACAUAAUACAUCACACCCUUCACAGAGAUCACCUAGUGAUUCCCUUACAUCUUAAAAUAUUGAUUUACAAAGAGUCUGUAAUCUAAUAUUUGUUGAGGGGUGAUACUACUGAAAUUACCAAGAUUGUUUCAGGGUAUUUAGAUGAGAUCUUUAAAGCUAGAGCUAAAGUUUCCUGAUUUAUUUAGUGGUGGCUAUCUAGUCUUUUAUAUAUUGUAUGUGUUUGGACUAUCAGUGUAUUUGGAUGACUUUGGAUGAUUUUAUUAUUUUAUUGUUUAAAUUUAUGCCAAUAAAAGCCAAUUGGAUUAUUGCAAGGUAUGCUGUGUGAGACUGCUCUUUUAAGACAACUUGGCAUAUUCAAGUGGUCCAGAAUGCAGCAGCAAGAUUACUGCCUGGGGUUUGCUUUAGCAUUCUUAUACCCCCUGUUUCACAUCCAUUGCAUUGGUUACUAGUUUGUCUCUGGACCCAAUUCAAGGUGCUCACAUUAGCGUUUAAAGCCCUAAAUGACUUAGUGCUACUACUUUAUGUAGAUUGCUUGUUUCUUGAGCAGCUCUUUGAAUUUUGAAUAACCAUUUUCCAACACACUCUUGAAAACCAACAACAAAACAAAUAAUAAUAAUAAUUUUACUAUUUAUACCCCGCCCAUCUGUCUGGGUUUCCCCGGCCACUCUGGGCGGCUUGCAGUACAUACAAAAACAGUAAGCUAAAUAAAAUAGCUAAAUAAAAGCAGGAUGACAAAUGCAAAUGGAAGUAACCCAUGUACUUUUUUUAGAGAUCCUGUUUUCCUAAGCAUUUGGAGUCUGUUUUCCCAUUGCUAAGUAUCCUGAAUUUUUAAUGUCACAAAAGACUAAUUUCAGUGAUGAUUUUGCGUGAAUAUGUUAUUCUUUCAUUUGUACUUGAAGAGGUUAUAUUGACUGUCUUUUUUACAUUUCUGUUUCUUUGGUAUCAGGAAGAGAAGAAAAGAAAAAGGGAGAAAGAACAAUGUGAUACUGAGGGUGAAACAGAUGACUUUGAUCCUGGAAAGAAAGUAGAGGUUGAGCCACCCUCCGAUCGUCCAGUCCGAGCCUGUAGAACACAGCCAGGUGCGUUGUCAGUGAAAUCUGAAACUGAUGUGCCAUAUAUAAAGAUUUGUAUAGCGUAGUAAAACACUUUUCGGAUUCUUGUUUGCUCUCAGCCCCUUCUUUGGUUAAGGAUGCAGUUUAUUCAUGUGGAUAGAAAUUCAUAUGAUUCUUGUGUUAUCCUUAAUAUUCCUCUAUCAUUUUCAGAAAGGCCAAACACAGAAUAUAAUGUGUGUUUUACUGUCUUGUGCCAAAAACCAGGAUUAAUAGUGGUUAUAUUACUUUGUAGCGAUAGCAUCUUUAUCAUUUUAGAGCUGUGAUAUACAGAUGGCAGGAACUUUCAAAGGAGUGAUCAUUUGCUUUUCCUUACAUUGAAUUAUAGCAGAAAGCGAGAGCACACCUAUUCAGCAAUUGUUGGAACAUUUUCUUCGCCAGUUACAGAGGUAAGAAUGAUGCGCAAUGACCUGGAACGCAACCCCCACGCAAAUGGGGAGUUGUAUGUGUUUCAAAGUUUUCUGGAAAACCCACAUCACUGCUUAAUAAUAUCUAAUUAGUUUAAGAUCGGUACUCAAUAAUGUAAGAUGUGUAGAUAGACGUGCUAAAGCGCUGGAGUGCUGGAUCUAUGCCCCGUCAUUUUUAGCACCAGCUCAUGUUGGUAUGUACAGAUGUUUCUAUACAGCUUAUCCUUCAGGACUUUCUUGCUAAUACAGAAAGUCCUGAAGUCACAUGCAUUUCAGAUAUCAAGCUGUCUAAAACCGGCUGAUUAUUAUUUUAUUAUGAAUACCUUUCUAUACUGCCCUUCAUCGCUUUGAAUACACAUUUUGCCAAAUACGGAAAAACAUAAAAAUGCUUCCCCCUCCCUUUUUUUAAUGAAGCAAGACAGGUGGUGGUUCUUGACUGAUGAAAAAUGGCAUUUGUUUUACAUAGGUGUUUGGGGGGUGUAUAUAUACACACGUACAUGUAUACACAUUCAUACAUGAUUUUAUCCCCAAAUAUAACAUUCCCUAUAUGUAUGUGUUUCCCUUUUAUAGGAAAGAUCCUCACGGGUUUUUUGCUUUUCCAGUCACGGAUGCCAUUGCUCCUGGAUAUUCCAUGAUAAUAAAGCAUCCUAUGGAUUUUGGCACUAUGAAAGAAAAAAUUGCAGCAAACGAGUACAAGUCAGUAACAGAAUUCAAGGUGAAUUAAUAGAGAUUUGAUAAAACUUUUCAUAGUGUGAAUUGCUAAUUAUUAUAUUUGGUCAAUAGGGGUGGUAGAUCAUGUAAAUAGCUCCAGAAAUGCUUCUAUCUAGCAUUUCCUAUGAGUGGGCAGCAAUCCCGUUAUUCCAGUGUGAAAGUCACAUAAUUUUUAUGUGAUACCCCCAGAGCAGGUUGUGCACAACAAAAGUCUGUGGUUUUAAGUGCAGGUGUCGGGGGGGGGUUGCCCAUUGAUCCCUGCAUAACAUGUAGAGGCCUGUGGAAGCUACUAAGACAAGCACAGCCCAGUACACAUAUAUGAUGGUGCAGAAGGGGCUCAGUAAAUCUCCUGUUUUUAUUGCCUGCCUCAGACAACAAAAGCAGGAUUUACCAAGCACUUGAAAGGCCAUAAUACAAUACUGGCUGUACUUGUUUUAGCAGAUCACAGAUUGUGAGGGAGAAUAUCAGUGAACCAGCCAGCUCCUUGUGUUAAACAGCAAGGUGUUCUGCAAAGUUUGGCAUAAAUGUUAAAGCCCUGAUCAAUUAAAUUAGUUGAAAGUCCUAGUGCAGCAACAUUGUGAUCUAAUCUUUUCUGGUUUCAUUGUUUGCCCUAGGAAACCGAAAGGGACCAGGGCCCCUUACAAGUUACCUGAGAAAUAGUUGGUUGAUAUUCACCAACCAUACUAUUCAUUUUAACAUUCUGUUGAAUUUGUCCUGGCAUGGCUGUGACUGCACAACUGCAAAAUAUGGUAAUGCCCAUGUUCAUGUUUUUCAGGCAGAUUUUAAGCUGAUGUGUGACAACGCAAUGACAUACAACAGACCAGACACUGUGUACUACAAACUGGCCAAGAAGAUCCUCCAUACAGGCUUUAAGAUGAUGAGCAAAGUAAGACAGCUAUGAAAGUGAACAUGAUGAGACCAAAUGUGCACAUUAAACUACUCUAGUGGGUCAAAGUGAAGGAUUAUUUCAUUAAUCUGUAUAACGUGGCUGCUGUAUUCUUAUGCCCUGGGCUUAAAAAAAAGCAGUAAAUCUGCACUUUUAUACAAAUAAAGCACUGUUAGGGAAAAAUGCAUAAUAUAUUCUGCUUCUAGGUAUGGAAAGGGAGAAGUUGCUGUGUAGGAUAUUGAAGCACCCCCUGUCGCCACUAGAUACUGCAUGGGUUUCUAAGAGUCACCAGACAUUGGCCACACACUUUUGCAUAAAUGCUUACAAUCACAUUGCUCUUUUAAAAAAGAAAGAAACGAAAAGCUGAAAUUAUGAGGAAGCUGAAUUCUGUGCCCAGUACCACAUUCUGCACUCCUACAAAAAUAUGACAUUCCCAUAGCAUGUUAUAUAGAGGGACAUUUCCAUUUUAAAUCGCUCACCUUUUACGGUACAUAACACUGGUAAGAUGUGGUUUCAGGUUCGAUACUUUGAACAGAAAUUUCCAUCAUGGAAGCAAAUUUUUCCAUAUUACCUUUUAAGUUCAUUGGACUUGCUUAAGUUGUUGACAAGUGAGAAAUAAAUAAAUUCUGAAUCUUGUUUUGGAAAGCCAAGCAUGUUAAACAUCAAGGUGAUGUAUAGAAACAUGCUUUCCUUUAAAACAUUGUUGAAAUGUUUUAUGGUUAUGAAAUACAAUUCAUGAAUCCUCUUAGUCCCCUUCUUAGCAGAAAACAGGCCCUCCCCUCACUCCUCACCUAAAAUUUAAGAAAGAAACACAUUAAAAGGGAAAUACUUAAGGUAGGAGAUGGAUUUAUGUAUACUUUACAUUAAGGUGUACUAGUACCAUAUUAAAAGCAGUCAAACAACUGAUUUAUCAUAUGAGCUACUGCUUCUAGCCUGUUCUGCAGGAAGAUUGUGGUAAGUUCCACUUGUCAGGUAGGUGAUGGUCUUUUUUUCCUAGGUUGCAGAUAUUCUGGUGUCGUGCUGCCAUGACUGAAUCAUGUUGCAUCAUCAUUGAAGGUGUAGCUCUUAGGCACAAAGCCAUGGCCAUUCCCAUCCCAUCCCAUCAUCAUAGCACCUUGGCUAUGAGGGAAAGGUGUAAAGUCCCUGCUGCUCUGUCCUUUCUAAUUCUAGGAACGGCUGUUAGCUUUGAAGCGCAGCAUGUCGUUUAUGCAGGACAUGGAUUUUUCUCAGCAGGCAGCUCUUUUGGGCGACGAAGACCCAGCUGUUGAGGAACCUGUGCCCGAAGUUGUUCCUGUUCACGUAGAGACUACCAAGAAAUCCAAAAAGCCAAGUAAAGAAGUCAUUAGGUAAUGAUACAGAUGGAAUGCUUUGCUCUUUGGCGCAUCUUAAUUACAAACUGGAAUUGUGCUGCUAUGAAGCAGACUUGAGUUUCCUGAGAUUUCAGCGUACUUGGGCAGUCACAGAUAUUUUCCCCCAUUGCAGCCACACAUUUUCCAAGGUGUUGCAGGUUGUGUGUGUGUGUGUGUGUGUGUGUGUGUGAGAGAGAGAGAGAGAGAGAGAGAGAGAGAGAGAGGUAUGUCAGGCAGCUGUUGAGGUAUUUGAGUAUCAAAUUAGUUUUGGAUAAACCAAUCCCAAACUGUUGAUGAAUCUUAGUUCACUUCUCUGGCGUUUUACUGUGACCCAAACAAGACAUGUUUUGAUUUUCAUUUGUAAGGCAACCGUACAAGUUGCAGUAUAAGUUGCACUUCUUUAAGGAUUGUAGAACAGUGCAAAAAGUACAAUAAAGAUAGUAGACGUGCUCAUUUUUUUUCUUUUGAGGCACUUAAUAAUUUCAUUGUGCCCUGCCUCAGCCUUAACACAGCAGAGGCCAUUUCUGUGAUGUUGUCUUCUCAGAUCCCAAUACCCUCCAGUUGCCCCUCCAAGAGCACCAUUAAUUCCCUGCUUGCACUUGCCCUCAGGCUGUCUUGUAGCUGCUGCUGACCUGACUGCUGUGGGAGGCAGUGGUGCCAUUUCCCCCGAAGCCAGCAGUGGCCUCCUCUUUAAUGCAGUCCCUGGGCUUAUAAAAGGGGGUAAGAUGCUAUUUUUUGUGUUAUGGGGACUGAUGAUUGCCCUACAAGGCAUAUUUUGCAGCCCACUGCUUUCCUUCUACAGCUCAAAGUGGGUGAAGUUUUCUGGCCCAUCAGAGCAAUAUUUUUAAAUGACCAUCUUCAUGCUCUGGAACCAUUCCCUUCCCACUCCCAGCACAAGCCAAAGUUAAGCAUGUCUAUGGUUUAUAUAGGAGAAUAAAGCAUGGACUUCACUCCCUUUCUCUCCUCCUCUCUGAAGCUAUCAAGACUUUAAAUUGCUGAACUUGUGUCCAGUAGUAGUAGUGAAAUAAUAGAUACAAAUACAAUAUUUGCCUAUAUAGGGAACAGCACAAUAAAUAUGUCAUCUAUUGCACCAUAUUUUUAAUGCUUGCCAACAUAAGACAGAUAUCUUCCCCCAUGGUUCUUUUACAUAGAAAAUCUUUCUUUGAGUUGAUGUUUGAUAAGAUGGUCAUGGAUUCUGUUUUAAAAGCUGAAGUACUAUAUUCAUUUAAGCAUAUUAACUUGUAUUUGAAGUCAGAUUACUUACACCUUAAACAAAAUUAUUUUUCUAACAAGGCUGAAGAGAAAAUGAUUUUUGUAAGCAACACAACUGAUUUUUAUUGACCUUGCAGUUGGGAGAAAUGCGUAUCUCCAAUCACCCCUUAAGACAAAAGCAGGAAAGGGGGGUGGCUGGGGAGUGUAUACAAGGUAUCUGACAGAGUGGGCAGUUUAUGCCACAGCAAAUCUGCUAAAUGAGACAUAAUUCUCAUUAGGAUGUAAUGGGAUCCAGACUCAAAUUCCUCUUGGCUCGUAGGCAGAAGUGAGACCUGCUUUUAGAGAAUUAGGACUAAGAUACGGACACCUCCUUUAUCCUGUGCUUGUUUUCCCAGGAACAUCAGGCUGUUCCUUGUUGGAAACUGAAAGUUAGACUAGUUGGAGCUUCUGGUUCAGCAAUGCAAUUCUUAGGUUCUUAAGCUGAAACAAAAAGCUGUGCACUGGCUAAUAGUGUACAUUGUAUAAUCCCUUGCAUGCCUAUAAAAAGUGUACAUAAAUGACAUGGUACACACAUGUCUCGCUUUCAGCCUAUUUGCUAUUUACACAUUCACGUAUCAGAACACAAAGCAUUAUGCCCAGAUCUCACUACACAUGCACAGCUGAUUCAGGCAUCUGAACAGCCAGAGUUUGCCCCCUUCUGUACUUGUUUGUUUACUGUGGCAGGCAUUUUGGGGCAGAAACCAUGGAGUGCGGGGAGAGAUUGGACAAAUCAGUUUCUCCUUUAUGUCUCUCUUGGUUGGCUGCAAAAGAAACCAUGGAAGAAACCAUUAUGGGAGCAGGGAGAGAGAUCAUGAAUUAGAAUUUUUACCGUAGGAAUCAGUGGAAACUGAACUUAUUAAGCGAACCCUCACCUAACAAAUGAUUUCUUGGGAACACACUGUAUUUGGUAAGCGGAGCCUGUGUCUAAUACACAUAAUGAUAAGAAAGUUCUGAUUAACCCUGGAGAAUGCCCACAAUUAGUUCACCGUCAUAAUUUGUUGCCUAGAAAUUACUUGGAGAAAAGUAGACAUGAUUUCAUAUUUAUUGCACAACUUGUAACUUGUUUGUAGCUGCAUAUUUGAACCAGAAGGCAAUGCAUGCAGCCUGACUGACAGCACUGCUGAAGAGCACGUUCUGGCUUUGGUGGAACAUGCAGCAGAUGAAGCUCGGGACCGGAUCAGUCGAUGUCUGCCAAACAGCAAGGUCGUGCCGCUUGAUCCAAGUUUCCAUUAUUUCGUUCUGCUUAACAUUGCCAGAAACAAUGUCCUCAUCAGAUUGAAUAAGCAUUUUUUGCGUGGCAUCUGAUACAUUAAAUAUAUUUCAAGGACCGCCUCUUCCCGUGUGAAGUGACCCAGACCUGGCACUCUUCCUAUGCCUGCCUGCCUCCAUGAGAGGUCUGGAGGGUGGCAACAUGGGGACGGACCUUUUCUGCAGUCCGUGACUCCCCAUAUGUGGAAGGCUCACCUGGCGCCAUCAUUACAUCACUUUAGGCACCAAGUGAAAACAUUCCUCUUCACCUAGGCCUUUGGCUGAUUAAACCAUCUCUGGCCUUUUAAACUGUGUUUUGUGUUUUUACACUGUGAUCCUUGGAUGAAGGGCGGUAUAUAAAUUUAAUAAUUAAGUUUCACAUGUGAUUGCUUUAUGGCUGUUAAAUUUCCAGAGCACAGUUUCCAGUCCCCACUUUCAAUAUAACACAAAUGAAGUGUCACCUAGGAUUUGUUCCUCGGUAUCUGCCUUGGUGAACCCCCCCACCCCCCAAGCUUUUAAUAAGUUAAUAAUGGUAAUAAGUUAAUAAUAUUAGUUAUUUAAACUACCAGUAAUGGAUCCAGAGUGCUGUCAGGAUAGGACCUGGGAGGUGAGGGUUCAGAGCUUCAUCAAUGGGCCUAUCACAAUCUCUCAUCUUAGCCUACCUCAUGAGAUCAUUGUGAAGAUAAAAUAAGUGAUGGAGGAGUAUGAACCUUGAGUUUCUUGGAAGAAAAGGACAAUAUAAAAGUAAUAAUGCACUAAAUAGCUUCAUGUAAUACUCCAGAUUGGGGCAACCAAAAGAUGAUAAGGUUCUCCAUUAUGGCACUAUGGGAAGAUAAAAAUAAUAGAUUGUAGCCUUCUGAUGAAUCAAAUCUAGCAUAUUAAACAAUUCAGGUGUUUAUAUUAAAAGCACUAAUGCUCUGAACACACUUAUGAAAACAGGCUAAAGAUGGUGCAGCUUUUUCAAAGGUGCUUAUUCAUACUGGAUUAUGCACCUGUAAACUCCCAUUCCAGGCACACAUCCAGCAUGUGAGUGUUGAGUGGCCCAGGGGGAGGCUGCACUCUGUCUUAAGCACCACAGCUGUGCAUAGGCUCUGCACAGCAACCAUAGGUGAAUAAAGUAGAGAAUAAAGCCGUUAAGGAGAUAAGGUUCAGUUGUCACCAAAGCUCUGGAACAUGCUAUCAAAAGAGGCAGUGCUAAUGUUGUAGAUCUCGGUAGCGCAGACAAACUGUUAGGAUCUGACGUUUUAAAAUCUGGAUAGGUGCUUCCUUUUGAUUGGUGAACGUAAAAAUAAUUUCUAUUUCUGCCAUAUUUUUUAAGUACAGAUAGGCUACCUGAAAAAGAAUGGUGAUGGGUCUUUGGUCUUCAGCGUACUCAAUCCAUCUGAUCCAGAAGCAGAAGGUAAUUGUUGUGUAACUUUUGCAAGCUUUGUUUAAAGUUGUAGGUAUGCUUUUAUUGCUGCAUGGCUAGGUUCUCUUUUUAAAUUUGCUCUGAAGUUCUUUCAUCUUAGAUUGAACAACCCAAACAAAUAUGAAGCAGUAAUGAUAUGUGUUGAAAUGUUUGCAACAGUACAGUAAGAUGUGUAUUCUGAAAUACACUUUGCAACUCAUCGUAAGCUAAAAUGAAUGUCUAAUACAGACACGGUUGAAGGUUUAUGGCUAAUACUACAAAUACCGUAUUUUUCACCCUGUAGGACACACCGGCCCAUAGGACGCACCUAGUUUUGGAGGGGGGAAAUAAAGAAAAACAAUUUUAUCCCCCCCCAGGCGCGGGGGCGGGGGAAGCCCGAGCUUCCCCCGACCCCAGCCCACAGAGCAGGCAGCUCUCCGCAAGCCUUGGGAGACCAUCGCGACUUCCCGCCGGGCUCCCACUGCUUGCGGAUAUCUGCCUGAAGCCCAAACCAGGUCAGGGAACAGCGGGAAGGCGCGCUGCUUCUGCCCGCCGCCAGCCUCCAAACCAGGUUGGGGAACCGAAGCCCGGGGCACGUUGUGCAGCGUGCCCUGGGCUUCGAGAUACAGGCUGCUAUCUGCAAGCCUAGGGAGCCCGAUGGGAACUCCCGCGGGCUCCCAAGGCUUGCUGAGAGCUUCCUGAAGCCUGGAGAGCAAGAGGGGUCGGUGCACACCGACCCCUCUCGCUCUCCAGGCUUCAGCGAAAGCCUGCAUUCACCCCAUAGGACACACAUACAUUUCCCCUUCAUUUUUGGAGGGGGAAAAGUGCGUCCUAUAGGGCGAAAAAUACGGUAGCUUCAAAAUGAAGCUUCAUUUGUCAGUAGUGUCUAAAAAAAGACUAAGGAAUCUUAUUGUUGACUGGAUACCUGUGAUGUUCCUCUAAACUCUUAUUUGAAUUAGCAUAAAUGCAUCUUCUACUUUUUUGACCUGAUCUUCGUCUGCUUAAUUAAAACAUGAAUUGCCAGUCUGUGAUACAACAGGUGGGCUGUAAGACAUUCUUGGACAGAAGGAAAAAGACCCAAUGGUCUGGGCAAUGGUGUAGAAAAAGAUCUGUACAGUGGUGCCCCGCAAGACGAAUGCCUCGCAAGACGGAAAACUCGCUAGACGAAAGAGUUUUCCGUUUUGGAGGUGCCUCGCAAAAGCAGAAUCUGCUAUGGGCUUGCUUCGCAAGACGAAAAUGUCUUGCGAGUUCCUGGGGUUUUUUUUCCCUUUUCCCCCUCUUUUUCUAAGUCGCUAAGCCGCUUAUCUGCUUAUCAGAUAAGCUGAUAAGCUGCUAAAAGCCGCUAAUAGCGCUAAUCCGCAAAUCCCAUCAAUGGGCUUGCUUCGCAAGACGAAAAAACCGCUAGACGAAGAGACUCCCAGAACGGAUUCUUUUCGUCUUGCGAGGCACCACUGUAUUCCUCUUUGCCUCUCCCUGUUUGCUGGUGCCUGCUCCACAGCCAAAUAAACUGUGAAAUUGCAAUAAAGUCCAGAGGGCUGCAUGUAUUGUAGUGGAAUGACUCCAUCUCAUGCCUUACUAUUACUCAGUUGAAGAAAAAAAUGCACAUCAGUGAGGAACUUGACUUGUGUUUGUCUGCUUAUACAUAUGUAUAGUGUAUGAACUAAAAUACAUAAUAAAUGCUGAGUGUGAUAAAAAAAAUCCAUACUCAGGAAUAUUAUCUACAUGUGUUCCUGAUAUUGAUUUUAGAGGUUUGUAAAAUGUGUUGAAGGGACUUUAAGAUCCAUGCCAAAUCAACCAUGUGGUUCAUGAUGCCUUGGUCUUCGUAGCAACCAUGGGCAUGUCUCAUAUAAUAAAAUGGAUUGUUAUCUUAAUUAUAAUUAUUAUUUUGUGUUUUUCAUUGCCUUUUGAACAUAGUGUCCUAAAAAGCAGGAUAGAAAUUAGUUACAUAAAUAAAUGUAAUGCACAUUUCCUUUUAAUACAGAGGAGGAAACCCAUCCAGUGGAUCUGAGUUCUUUGUCAAGCAAGUUAUUACCUGGUUUCACAGCCCUGGGCUUCAAAGAUGAAAGAAGGCACAAAGGUAGCUAAGGCAACUAAAUAUUGUGUCUUCAGGAUUAAACAUUUGUCCUGCUAUUAAACCAUUCAUUCAGAACCGAAUAGUAUUAAGAAGGUGAUUUCAGUUAACUAGUUGUUUUCAGAACUUGAUUAGUUGACUGUAUAUCUAAACCAAACAAGUAAAAAAGAAAUCAUGUUGGGAGAAGUAAUUGGCCAUGUUUGGACACUCAUACUUUGGUUUAACCAGAAGUCUCUAAUUAAAUGUUGUUCCUUGUUUUCUCUGAACCAGGAGAAUAUUAAACCACAUUUUUUUCUAAGAUCUUGGCUUGUUCCGAAGCUGGAAACCGUAGUUUUCCAGCUGAGGCUUAAUAGAAAACCAUGGUUAAUUUAGAGGCUUCCUGGUUUGCCUCCUCACACUGCAAAGGGAAGAGUGAAGACAAACAAUUAAGUUUGUUUGUAUCUCAAUUUAAUACGCCAAUAUAUGAUUGUCAAGGCUGGGUGAUUAUUACAAUUCUGUUUGUGGUGUCUGACCUACGAUAGCUGAUUUACACAUGCAUUAUCAAGAGAUGUACAUGGAUCUGUAAACAAAUCCUAAGAAAUGCAGUUGGGUUUGGGAGGGGACGAGGUUGAGAAGAGGAUUUCAAACACGUUUUUCUUAUAUUUCCAGUCACGUUCCUUUCAAGUGCUAAUACAGCACUUUCGAUGCAGCCCCAUUCUAUUUUUCAUGAUCUGAAAGCAGAUGAAAUGGAACUGCUGUAUUCAGCAUAUGGAGAUGAAACUGGGAUCCAGUGUGCCCUAAGGUAAAGAAGUUGUCGUGCACAUUGAACUCUUAUAUAAUUAUAUUAAUUGCUUGUUUACUUUUGUCUGCCAUUCCAUCUUGGUGCCACAGACCACUCCACCAGCACAGAAGCUUAAGAUUAGGAUAUACAAAGAAGAACAAUAGUUCACGUGGAAGCGGGAAUAAAUGGCAUACAAAAAUUUGUAGCUUCAAAUUCCAUCAGGGUGACAACUUUUUUGAAGAACCACAGAAGACAGCUUUUCAAAACCAAAAUGUGUUUUGCUUUUUGCAGUGUUUACAUUUAAUUUAAAAGUAUAUAUGCAGCCGACUGAACUGCUGGUCUUAUGUCACAAAUCUUCUAGUUUGCAGGAAUUUGUGAAGGAUUCUGGAAUUUACAGCAAAAAAAUAGUGGAUGACUUGUUGGAUCAAAUCACUGGUGGAGAUCAUUCCAAAAUUAUUUAUCAGCUAAAGCAGGUAGGUCUGCAUUAUGCAGAGAUGCAACCAGUUUUAACACAGUUAGUGUGGGAUCAGUAGUUUCCCCUUCAAAGUAUUUUUAUUAAAAUCUUCAAAUUAUGUACAGUAGAAUUGGUCAGUGGCAGCCCCUGAAACCCAUAAAGCCUUUUCUGGAACUCAUGAAUAUGGCCACACUGUUUGAACACCUUACACAAAUCCUUGUCUUGACAAACAAUCCCCUUCAGAUCUAGCAUAGAGAGGCUGUAAAAUAAUAAAAGUGGCAGGGUUGAUUAGUUGUACUUCUUCCUUGCAAACAAGGAACUGCAAGCCAAGGGAGUCCUCUAUGCCUGUCCUUUUUCUUCCUAAUUCUAUCACCUGAGACAGGUGUGGGGCUGGAAGGAAAGAGCGAAAAGAUGAAUAUCUUAUCAUAAAACAGAGUUGCAUUUAAUGAAGCACAUUUUUUCAGUCAUGUGGAAUACCUUUAAUUGGUAAAAACAUUGCGACCAUAUAUAUUGUCUACAAACUCCAAAGGUUCAGCAGGCCUCUCCCUGUUCAGAAUGCCUUUCUUAAUUCCUGGCUAACAGUGAUGCAUACCUUUUCUACAGUAACCAAGGCAUCACAACCAAAUGUGACUUGCAUAUUAGUUUUGUUGCUUAGCUUUAAUAAUGGGAUAAUCCUGUCUUUUCCGUUGGUGCUGGGCUUAGAGCAGUCCUUCACUCCCUUGGAUUUGGUCUAGUUCUGACAUGUCCAUUCCAGUUUCCCCUUUUUUUCCUUUGUGUCUCUCUGUUUCUCAGAGGCUCAUGGGAUAAUAGAAACCAUAUGGUGAACAUCAGCAAAAAGUGUUUGAAAUUAUGUAUUAAAAUUUACUUCUUCACCUUGCUGACUUAGCCUACUGCAUUCUUCUUCAGCUGAUGCAAGUUCCAGCACCUUAAUUCAACAAGCUCAUAACGGAGCAGAAUGAGCCGCAGAGCAAUCUAAACAAUGAAACUCUGCCAUUUUGUGCCGGGAGCAGUCCCCAUCAGCAUAACGAACUGCAUCCAAACAUUGCUUGGCAGUGUAUGAGAGGGGCUCUGGCUGGUUGAAAACUCCUGAGCCCAGCAGAGCCUACAAGCACUGUCUCUGCCAGACAGUCCCAAAACACUUCCUACCAUGGUUGGGGAACCCUCCAGAGCAGAUUGGGGGGUUGGGAAGUAGUGGAAACAGAAUUUCCCUUGCUGGCAUGACACUGGAUCUCACCCAUAACUGCUUCCUGAUGGACACUGAUCACUGGAAAGGAGGGGUAUAAACACUUCAAAUAAACUAAAGAACAAUAACUCCGCUCUCUGUUUUGUUUGAAGAUCCUCAAAGCUUGUUGUGUUCAAAAAAAAAAAGUUGGUCUGUAUUAGUCCAGACUCAAAAGAAGCAAGGUUUUGUCCCUAUCUUCUUUCUUCACUGUCCUAUAUUUCUAGUUUGAAAGUAAAUCCAAAUUAUGACUGAUUCAAGAGAAACACUGUUUAUUCUGCAGAUGUCUCUCUCAUUGGCCUGGUUUGCACAUUGCAGUAAACCACUGUUUAAAGUGCUGGUGUACACAGCUCAGAUGUUCCCAUGCCACUUCCUCCUUGCUUCUUCAAAAUCACAGACAAAACAAGCCAGAAUCUGGGUUGUUGGGUUGACCAAGGCUCAUGGUUUAUUUCAUGCGAAAAAACCCGCCAGCAGUAACCAAGGUUUGUUCUUCAGUUCUCGUGGUUGGUUUGAAUAAAACAAACCUGGGUGCAGGCAGCACAGCAAGGCAGACUCUGGCUUGUUUUGUCCGAAGUGUGGCAACAAGAUUGGCGUAGAAGAGUCAUGGGAACUUUAGAACAUCAUGCACCAGUUCACUGCUUGUUCACAUAAAACCAUUAGUGUGUUUUACACAAAAAAAGAAACAGGAAAAAUGAACAAUUUUAAUGUUCUGGUUUUCAGAGGAGAAACAUUCCAGUGAAGCCACCAGAUGAAGUCAAAGUAAGUCCUAUUGCAUUUUAUUUUUAACCAGCCUUCAUGUCAUAUGUAAUAGUGUGCUUUUUUUUGGAAACCGCCCUGGGAAUAUGAUUGAAAUAUGCUUUAGUUGAUAUUCCUGCGUUGCAUGGGAUUAGACUGGGUGCAUUACAAUUCUCCUAUUCUACAGUAAAUACAGAAAUAAGAAUUGCAAUCACUGUGUUCCAUAAAUCAUAGAAUCACUAUAAUUGAGAUAUUUCAGAAACCUCAAGAUUUGUUUAAAUUGGGUUUUCUGUACUAUUUUCUGUUUCCUUUCAUUUUGUAUUUAUUUGUUUUUAAGUACCAAAGGAAAAAAUAAUCCAUAUUGAAAGCUGACAUUUUCUUGUUACUUCGUUGGUGGUGUAAAAUAAAAGAUGUCAAAUGGAAAAUGAAUAUAGAUUGUAAAUUGCCAACAAUCUGGAUGUGCUUUGAUGUUUAAGGUUCCACCAGUCCUCAUAAAAGAAGAACACAAAUUGCGCAAUACUUGCCCAGAUGCCUCCAAGCAGAGUAUGGUAAGAUUUCUUGUUUAGUCUGUGCCUUGUAAAUGGCCUAGUGAACCACCAGACCACAGGCCUAAUCCAGCCCCUGCCCCCCCCCAAAGCUUUUUUAUGGCUGUACCAAAUUUGGCAGUGUGGAAUCUGCAGGGAUACGUGGUUGGAGAAGUUGAUCAGACGAAGGUGGCGGGCCGACUGCAGCCACAUCAGUGGUGGUGUCCCUGUCUGCUGCAACUUCUGCCUCUGUCCUGCUGCGCCCUUGCUCCUUUGGGAAGAUUAAGGUUUCAUUGGAAAACUCUGGUACCACCGUAAGGGCUUGCGUUUGAUCAGAGCCAUGCUUCUCCUGCCUCUCCCCUUAUUGCUUCCUGUAAGUUAGCAUGCAGCUGAACAGCCUGAAGUGUUCACAUCCAAAUCUUGGAGAGCAUUGUUAGAUCUUUACAUCAGUUUGUGGGUGAUCUUUAAAAAGCCACUUGACGUGGUUGCUGCUGUCACGAUUAAGUAAUAGUUUAUUUCAGUUUAUCAUAUUACAAACCAUGCAAAAAGGCAUUAGUAAAUCAUGUUGGGAGAGGGUGCUCUGCUUAUUAACUUAUUUGAUCUUUAUCACAAUAUUAAUUUUCAUUCAUUAUGAUGACUGCUAACUGGAGGAGGGGCGGCAGGUAACAUCCAGAAUACACAGGUGCCUACUAAAUUAAGCUGAGUGGGAAAAAUAUAGCCUCACCUGCUUUUUGGGCUUGCACACUUUUGGCAUUUGAGUUUGUAAUGAGGAAAUGCAGCCUUGAACUGAAGAAUGUUGGCCAUUAUGAAUUGUGGUUAGUUUUGCUUCAAGCAAACAAAGCAAUUAUGCUUUGUUGGAGCAAAACAAAGCACAAUCCCUCGUUCAAAUCUAACGCUAAGCCCAGGGAUCAUAGUUGUGUUUCCUCCUAGCCCUUGAAAGGUAAAGGUAAAGGGACCCCUGACCAUUAGGUCCAGUCGUGGCCGACUGAGGCUGCGGCAUUCAUCUCGCUUUAUUGGCCGAGGAAGCCAGCGUACAGCUUCCAGGUCAUGUGGCCAGCAUGACUAAGCCGCUUCUGGCAAACCAGAGCAGCGCACGGAAACGCCGUUUACCUUCCCGCCAGAGCGGUACCUAUUCAUCUACUUGCACUUUGAUGUGCUUUCAAACUGCUAGGUUGGCGAGAGCAGGGACCGAGCAACGGGAGCUCACCCCAUCGUGGUGAGCCAACCUUCUGAUCGGCAGGUCCCAGGCUCUGUGGUUUAACCCACAGCGCCACUCGCGUCCCUUGUAGCCCUUGUAGGAAGGAGUAAAGCAGGUGCAGUUCAGAGAGUCACAGUGAAUGGUUUCCUGUGAUGGGAAAGCAGUCUGCUGGAUCAGGCCAAAGGCCCAUCUUGUCCAGCAUCCUGUUCUUGCAGUGACCAACCAGAUGCUUAGGGAAAGCUCACAAACAGGACUGAGCACAACCACCACUCUCUCCACCUGUGAUUCCCAGCCAUCAGCAUUCAGAAGCAGACUUCUUUGCAUCCUCUUGUCUAAUCCUCUUUCAAAUUCAUCCAAGAUGGUGGCCAUCACUAUGUCCUGUGGCAGUAAAUUCUAUAGUUUAACUAUGCACUGUCUGAGCACUUUCUUUUGUCUGUCUUGAAUCUUUCACUAUUCAGCUUCCUUGGAUGUUAACAAACUCUAGUGUCAUGAGAAAGGAAGAAACACUUUUCUCUGCCCUCUUUCUCUAAACUAAAAAGCCCCCAAUGUUAUAACAGUUCAUCAUAGAUGAGACGUUCCAUCCCCUUCAUCAUUUUAGUUGUCUUUUUCUGAACCUUUCCCAGUUUCACAACCUCCUUUUUGAUGUGAGGAUAAUCCUAGGAGUUCCUUCUUAAACCAGUAAACAAUGGGUGAUAGCAGUGAAUCCUUUUUGGAAUGCUGCCAGGAUUAAAUGUAAAAAUUAAGAUUUUCUCCUCCAUGCAGUACACGUUUUCAACAUGGUCACCAGUGUUUGCCCAUUUGACUUCCCAGUGAAAGUCAUGAAGGGUGCACUUAGCCUUGCUUGAUAAUGUGCUUCUACUGGAGAGGGGAGUCAUGUCUGUAGCAGCCCUACGUAAACAGUUACUUACGUUGUGUGGCUGUCAUUUUUCUCUUCUUUUUUCAGGUUGGGGAAGCCAUUGGAGACAAUACUAGUUCCGUUUUGGAUUUUUUGUCUAUGAAGCCAUAUUCAGACGUGUCCCUUGAUAUAUCCAUGUUGAGUUCAUUGGGUAAGCAUGUUCUUAAGAGUAGUUCAGUGUUGAAAGAAUGAUUCAGUAGUAUAUUAUAUGUAGUUUGCUCCAUCAAUCAAGUUUUAUUCUAGGCCUAGUCUAACAUGGUUUUGCCACAGAUUGCCACCCUUUUGUUAAAUCAUUUAUUCAAAAAUCUAGCGUGCACUGAAUGAUGCUUUGUUUUUCUCAGGUAAAGUAAAGAAGGAGCUUGAUCAUGAGGACAAUCAUUUACACUUGGAUGAAACCACCAAAUUACUGCAGGACCUUCAUGAGGCUCAGGCUGACAGAGUAGGAUCCAGACCGUCCUCCAACCUCAGCUCCCUCUCCAAUGCUUCUGAAAGGGAUCAACACCACCUAGGUAAGUCUGGUUGAACAACAUGAGCUCCUGAGCCUUCUCAGUCCCACUUAAAAUUGAAUAGUUUGUGAGAUGCCCAAGAUACUGACUGCACUGACAGUAUUCACAAUCACAUAAUUACAGUGGUGAUGAGAUUGCCCCAUAAGGUCUUGGGAGGGCAGGAUGCAAAUACAAAUAGGUUGAUAGAUAGGACCAUUGCUGUGAUUUAUUUCUACUUAAAAUUGCAAAUUUAAAAUCCUCUGUUUGAAUACACUUGACCUUUCAAUGACUAUUAGAAAACAUGGCAAGUAAUUAAACAGCCGUAAAAACUAUUUGCAGUAUAAAACAGCCCAAAAGCAAUUUUACAAAGAUGGAUUUCAUGUUAUGAGAACAUGAAAUUCACACACGUUUUCGUUCCAAGUCUCAGGGCCACCGCAGGAAGUGUCUGCUCAUACCCAACAUCAAUCACACUUCUAAUAGAAGGGACUAAGUAGAUAGGCUGGGUGCGGGGUUUUGCCACAAAAGUAAUGAAAAGUUGACUUUUCUAAAAUCAUUGAUGGAGAACAUGAUUAAAAACCACCAACUAUAAUCAUUUACCUAUUUAACUGAACUCUGUUAACUUGCAUAAAAUUGCACUGUGAAUAUAUUUCCUGAGUGUAUGGAACUGUUCAAACUUGUUAAUUUAUCCUUUCUGGCCCUCUCCUUGUUUCCCACAGGAAGCCCUUCUCACUUAAGUGUAGGAGAACAACAAGAUAUGGUCCAUGACCCCUAUGAAUUUCUUCAGUCUCCAGAACCUACAAAUGCCAAUAAUUAAUCUUGCAUAUAUUUUUAUUUAUUUUGUGCUUUUUAUACUGUGUAAACAAUUUAUGUAGUUUUGUCGAAUAGCAUGCAUUUCUAUUUGCCCUUUUUAUUUUGUAUGAAGAUUGCUAAAUAAUAAUGCUCAUGCAUAUUUGUAAAUAUUACUUGGGUUUAUAUAUCAUGGUAUUUGGACCAUCUCAUACGGUAUUUUAGGUGUGUACAAUAGAUCUGAAGAAGCAAUCUCAAAUUACGUAUUUAAGAUACCUUAUUUAUAUUUUAAAAAAUGCUAACCAGCUGUUUAUCAUGCUGUCAAUUGUUAAAAAGUUUUUUAUUUAGUGUGCCGCUAUGGCCGUAUAGGAGGAGCAUUUUUUCCAGUGGUGAUACAGUGUUAGUCACAGAGACCUAUUAAUACCAAGGUGGCUCUGCUCUAUGACUGACUUUAGACAUCACCCAGACAUUUCAGAACCGUGGUUGUCUUUGUAUUUUCUCCUUCUCUUCCUCCAGUUGCCCACUGCAAAGAUGGCCAGAUUAAAAGUUAUAUACAGUCCAGAUCCUCAAUAGUAAUAUUGAAGAUUUACAGCUUAAAAAGUUCAGCCCUUGCCAAAUUAUCCAGAUUUUUAACACGUUUUAAAUUUUAAAUGAAGAAUUUGAAAUUUGACACUAAAUGACUUUUUUAAAACAAUUUAUAUUAUGGAUAAACUAGAAUCAUUUUGUUGUUCAUUAACAAUAUUGUAAAUAUGAAUAAAACUCAUCAAUGC
Molecule: messenger RNA, 20086 nt
Organism: Podarcis lilfordi (Lilford's wall lizard)
Lineage: Eukaryota; Metazoa; Chordata; Lepidosauria; Squamata; Lacertidae
Source: the annotation of a GenBank genome assembly